This is a messenger RNA of Caenorhabditis briggsae, 1899 nucleotides long. Bases 1 to 1899 code for a protein of 632 amino acids. NCBI's taxonomy places the organism in Eukaryota, Metazoa, Nematoda, Chromadorea, Rhabditida, Rhabditidae. The record is from RefSeq and is a predicted model, not a curated record. The transcript is spliced from 3 exons.
AUGACUUUUCUCGAUAAAAUCGAAGAAAAGAACGAUCGGAAAAGGAAAAGAGAGGGGGCAAAGCAGGUCACUCAACAAUUCCCUCACUAUAUAUUCUUCGAUUUUAGGAGAAAGAGAGAUGGAGAAUUCAGAAAUUUAGAAACUCAGGAAUUAAGAGAUUCUGAAACUUUGAAAUUCAGAAUCUCAGAAUCUCAGAGGCUCAGAAUCUCAGAAUCUCAGAAUCUCAGAAUCUCAGAAUCUCAGAAUCUCAGAAUCUCAGAAUCUCAGAAUCUCAGAAUCUCAGAAUCUCAGAAUCUCAGAUUCUCAGAAUCUCAGAAUCUCAGAAUCUCAGAAUCUCAGAAUCUCAGAAUCUCAGAAUCUCAGAAUCUCAGAAUCUCAGAAUCUCAGAAUCUCAGAAUCUCAGAAUCUCAGAAUCUCAGAAUCUCAGAAUCUCAGAAUCUCAGAAUCUCAGAAUCUCAGAAUCUCAGAAUCUCAGAAUCUCAGAAUCUCAGAAUCUCAGAAUCUCAGAAUCUCAGAAUCUCAGAAUCUCAGAAUCUCAGAAUCUCAGAAUCUCAGAAUCUCAGAAUCUCAGAAUCUCAGAAUCUCAGAAUCUCAGAGGCUCAGAAUCUCAGAAUCUCAGAAUCUCAGAAUUUCAGAAUUUCAGAAUCUCAGAAUCUCAGAAUCUCAGAAUCUCAGAAUCUCAGAAUCUCAGAAUCUCAGAAUCUCAGAAUCUUAGAAUCUCAGAAUCUCAGAAUCUCAGAAUCUCAGAAUCUCAGAGGCUCAGAAUCUCAGAAUCUCAGAAUCUCAGAACCUCAGAAUCUCAGAAUCUCAGAAUCUCAGAAUCUCAGAAUCUCAGAAUCUCAGAAUCUCAGAAUCUCAGAAUCUCAGAAUCUCAGAAUCUCAGAAUCUCAGAAUCUCAGAAUCUCAGAAUCUCAGAAUCUCAGAAUCUCAGAAUCUCAGAAUCUCAGAAUCUCAGAAUCUCAGAAUCUCAGAAUCUCAGAAUCUCAGAAUCUCAGAAUCUCAGAAUCUCAGAAUCUCAGAAUCUCAGAAUCUCAGAAUCUCAGAAUCUCAGAAUCUCAGAAUCUCAGAAUCUCAGAAUCUCAGAAUCUCAAAUCUCAGAGGCUCAGAAUCUCAGAAUCUCAGAAUCUCAGAACCUCAGAAUCUCAGAAUCUCAGAAUCUCAGAAUUUGCAGAAUUUCAGAAUCUCAGAAUCUCAGAAUCUCAGAAUCUCAGAAUCUCAGAAUCUCAGAAUCUCAGAAUCUCAGAAUCUCAGAAUCUCAGAAUCUCAGAAUCUCAGAAUCUCAGAAUCUCAGAAUCUCAGAAUCUCAGAAUCUCAGAAUCUCAGAAUCUCAGAAUCUCAGAAUCUCAGAAUCUCAGAAUCUCAGAAUCUCAGAAUCUCAGAAUCUCAGAAUCUCAGAAUCUCAGAAUCUCAGAAUCUCAGAAUCUCAGAAUCUCAGAAUCUCAGAAUCUCAGAAUCUCAGAAUCUCAGAAUCUCAGAAUCUCAGAAUCUCAGAAUCUCAGAAUCUCAGAAUCUCAGAAUCUCAGAAUCUCAGAAUCUCAGAGGCUCAGAAUCUUAGAAUCUCAGAAUCUCAGAGGCUCAGAAUCUCAGAAUCUCAGAAUCUCAGAAUCUCAGAAUCUUAGAAUCUCAGAAUCUCAAAAUCUCAGAACCUCAGAACUUCAGAAUCUCAGAAUCUCAGAAUCGCAGAAUCUCAGAAUCUCAGAAUCUCAGAAUCCCAGAAUCUCAGAAUCUCAGAAUAUCAGAAUCUCAGAAUCUCAGAAUCUCAGAAUCUUAGAAUCUCAGAAUCUCAGAAUCUCAGAAUCGCAGAAUCUCAGAAUCUCAGAAUCCCAGAAUCUCAGAAUCUCAGAAUCUCAGAAUCUCAGAAUCUCAGAAUCUCAGAAUCUCAGAAUCUCAGAAUCUUAG